Messenger RNA from Rattus rattus (black rat), 663 nucleotides. It is a transcript of the gene Cfap141, whose product is annotated as chromosome 3 C1orf189 homolog. The transcript has 2 exons. Lineage: Eukaryota; Metazoa; Chordata; Mammalia; Rodentia; Muridae. The coding region runs from base 46 to 243 and encodes 65 amino acids. The record is from RefSeq and is a predicted model, not a curated record.
ACCUGGGACAGGUGGCAGAAUUUUCAUACUCAAUGUUUGUGGCAGAUGACAUUGGACCAACGGAGAAACCUGUAUGCUACCCUAAGGAUGCAGGACACUAUGGAACAGGAAUUAGCACUGUCCAACAAACAGCUCCUGCUGGUCCGUCAAGCUGCCUUGCACGAGCUGUUUGAAAAAGAAUAUCAACAGUACCAGCAGGAGCUCAAUCGAAUGGGCAAAGCUUUUUAUGAGGAGAGACUCUGACUGCUGCCGACUGGCCAGACACUGUUCCUCCAUCUCAUCGUACCUGCCAACCCAACCUUCAUUCUUAUGUGGAGCUUCUCAGAGCACAUCUGGACCUGGAACUUAAAUCUCUUUUUCACUGUUACGUCUACUUAUAUGUGGCUUCUAGAAACAAGAGUGACACCUUGUGGUCAGUGUGGGCUAUGCACUGUUGUAAGGGGGGAGAGAUUAUGUACAGUUUCUGGUUUAAUAAAUAAAGCUAGCUCAUAGAGGUUCAUAUUUGGCCACAGGGUUUAUUCUCAGCCUUGAGUCUUGAUUUGUUCUUGGCUGCCAUUUAAUUUUACUUCUUAGAUUGUGGGCACUGCCUCAGACUUCAGUUUCACUGUUUCACUCUCCUAAAUUCGUGGACAAAUAAACAUUAAACAUGGCUAUUAAUCUGUA